AUGAUAACGAAAUUUAUGACCGAGAUUACGGCCAAGUUCAACCCGUUUUCGGCUUGCGCAAAACCCGCUCGACUGUUCCUUACUUUCCUACCUCCUAAUGCUCGCGCCAGCGGUACAUCGAUAACGACGAGCCUGUUGCCUCGAGAUUCGGCCGAGCCGAGCUCCUUGAAAGUGAAAUUCAAGGACGGCAAAGAGCUAAAUUUUGAUUGCGGCAAGAUCAACAUUAAAGGCGUCGUUGAAGAAGUCGACCGACACUCUCGCAAGUUACAAAAGGCGGCCGACUUGACGGAUUAG
Messenger RNA from Pochonia chlamydosporia 170, 294 nucleotides. Its product is annotated as mitochondrial ribosomal protein L44. NCBI's taxonomy places the organism in Eukaryota, Fungi, Ascomycota, Sordariomycetes, Hypocreales, Clavicipitaceae. Gene Ontology annotation, molecular function: structural constituent of ribosome. Gene Ontology annotation, cellular component: mitochondrial large ribosomal subunit. The transcript has 2 exons. The record is from RefSeq and is a predicted model, not a curated record. The coding region runs from base 1 to 294 and encodes 97 amino acids.